AUGGAGUCCAACCUACAGGGGGCCUUCUUGCUGAACAACACCCCGCUGGCCCAGUUCUCAGAGAUGAAGGCUCCUGUGUGCCAGUACUCCAUGCAGAACUCCUUCUACAAGCUCAGUCCUCCGGCGCUUGGCCCCCAGCUGGCUGCUGGGACCCCCCAUGGGAUCACGGACAUCCUGAGCAGGCCUGUGGCCACGCCGAACAGCAGCCUCCUUUCCAGCUACCCCCACGUGGCCAGUUUCAGUGGCCUCAGCUCCCAGGGGGUCUACUAUGGUACCCAGAUGGGGAAUUUUCCCAAGUCUGGGAACGAGUACCCAACACGGACCCGGAACUGCUGGGCAGACACAGGCCAGGACUGGCGCGGCGGGCGGCAGUGCGGCGAUGCCCCAGACCACCUGAGUGAAGGCGUCCACAAGAAGAAGCACACCCGGCCCACCUUCACUGGGCACCAGAUCUUUGCCCUGGAAAAAACCUUUGAGCAGACCAAGUACCUGGCUGGCCCCGAGAGGGCGAGGCUGGCAUACUCACUCGGCAUGACCGAGUCACAGGUCAAGGUGUGGUUCCAGAACCGCAGGACCAAAUGGCGUAAGAAGAGUGCCCUGGAGCCCUCCUCCUCCACUCCACGGGCCCCGGGAGCUGCAGGCACAGGCGGGGACCACGCCCCCUCGGAGACUGAGGACGACGAGUACAACAAACCCCUGGACCCCGAUUCUGACGACGAGAAGAUCCGGCUGCUGCUCCGCAAGCACCGCGCCGCCUUCUCCGUGCUCAGCCUGGGCACGCACAGCUCAUGA
This is a messenger RNA of Octodon degus (degu), 792 nucleotides long. RefSeq names its product NK6 homeobox 3 (gene Nkx6-3). The transcript is spliced from 3 exons. Gene Ontology annotation, cellular component: nucleus. NCBI's taxonomy places the organism in Eukaryota, Metazoa, Chordata, Mammalia, Rodentia, Octodontidae. Gene Ontology annotation, biological process: regulation of transcription by RNA polymerase II; cell differentiation. The record is from RefSeq and is a predicted model, not a curated record. Gene Ontology annotation, molecular function: DNA-binding transcription factor activity, RNA polymerase II-specific; RNA polymerase II cis-regulatory region sequence-specific DNA binding. The coding region runs from base 1 to 792 and encodes 263 amino acids.